Molecule: messenger RNA, 2450 nt
Organism: Prosopis cineraria
Lineage: Eukaryota; Viridiplantae; Streptophyta; Magnoliopsida; Fabales; Fabaceae
Product: rust resistance kinase Lr10-like
Exons: 3
Coding region: 392-2236 (614 amino acids)
Biological process (GO): protein phosphorylation
Molecular function (GO): ATP binding; polysaccharide binding; protein kinase activity
Source: RefSeq, a predicted model, not a curated record
CCGCAUCAGCCUUUGGCCAAAAAUAAAAAAAAUUUCCAUAUCAGACGGCUUGACUUAAAGACAUCAAUUAUGGGUGCCUUUAGAAUCAAUAAUAAGUCCCACUCGACCACUACCGCCAAGCAAUUGAUGAAUUGCAGGUUGACUUACUGUGUAAAGGAAGAAAAUGAAAGGUUUGAAAAUUGGUUUCAUUCAUUGAGGAAGGAACUCUCCCAUUCACUCCAUCAUUUUUCCUGGAAAUUUCCUGCAAAUAGCAUCGAAGGGACCUCCAAAUCUCCAGGAGGGGGGUGUGAUUGCUUUCCCUUUCUAUAGUGUUCAAACUUGCACAUAACUGCAAGUUUGGUUUCAAGUAUAAGCUUUAUACGCAACGAUUUUUCUGAAGAACAAAAGAUAAAUGAAACAGCACUUGCAUGUCAAGCAUGGCCGAUUGGCCAUCCUGUUCUUAUUCCUCUGUUUCUUUCCAACUAUUUUUGCAGAACCUGUUCUCCAUGAUCCAUGCAUACAAUCAAGGUGUAGUGUUUAUGGACCAGAGAUUCGAUUCCCCUUUAGACUCAAAGGAAAACAGCCAGAAGCAUGUGGUUAUGGUUCUGGCUUUGAUGUAUACUGUACUGAAACAAAUAAGACAGUGCUCGAGCUGCCUUCCUCUGUCAAGGUUUUCGUCCAAGGCAUAGACUAUAAAUCACAGUUCGUAACUGUAUCUGAUCCUGAUGGAUGCCUUCCUCAUCUCACUUUAUAUUCAUCUCCUUUUCGGUCAACUUACGAUUAUGGAUCAGGUGGAUAUGCAUUAUUCAACUGUUCAGGGACGUCUCGUAGAAAUUCAGAAUUUCGACAAUGGGGGGACUUUUCUUGCCUCGAUGUUCCUGGCUAUGAAGUUUUAGCUAUACCGUACACAGGGAGAAUCAUGGACAACCCUCUGUUAUCAUGCAUGAGAAUUCCUAAUUACACAUCAGUGCCUGAGCCAUUUAUUUACAGUGACCAUACAAUAAGUCUAUCUUGGCCCAAACCGGAUUGCAGAAACUGUGAAGAAAAUGGAGGGCAGUGUAAAUUGAGAGAAGACAAAGUUGAACGUGAAAAUGAAUGUAUCAAAAGCCCUCGUAAAGGUCCACCAAAAAAGAUAGAACUUUCUGGUGAAAUCUUAGGCCCGUUCCUGCUCAUAUUUGUUGGAGUUAUUAUUUAUUGGGUCUAUGCAGCUAGCCUCGAGAGGCAAGGUUACAAGAAAAUUAGGAAGUUUUUGGAGGAUUACAAAGCACUUAGGCCAGCUAGGUACUCCUAUGCAGAUAUAAAGCGAAUCACAAAUCAAUUCAAGGAUGAACUUGGACAAGGAGCUUAUGGAACUGUCUAUGAAGGGAAGCUAUCUAAUGAAAUUCUGGUUGCUGUUAAGCUCCUAAACACUUCCACAGGGAAUGGACGAGAGUUCAUCAAUGAAAUGGAAACAAUGUGUCAAAUUCACCAUGUCAAUGUUGCUCGCUUGGUUGGCUACUGUGCAGAUGGAUUCAAACGAGCUCUGGUUUAUGAAUUCUUACCUAAUGGUUCAUUGCAGAAAUUCAUAACUUCAGCUGACAGAAAGGACCUUUUUCUGGGUUGGGCAAAGCUUCAUGAUAUUGCUCUUGGCAUAGCCAAAGGAAUUGAGUAUCUUCAUGAAGAUUGUGACAAACGAAUUCUUCACUUUGAUAUCAAACCUCACAACAUUCUUCUAGAUGAUAAGUUCACGCCUAAAAUAUCUGAUUUUGGUUUGGCCAAACUGUGUUCAAAGGAUCAAAGCAUUGUGUCAAUGACAACAGCUAGGGGCACUUUGGGCUACAUUGCACCAGAGAUUUUUUCUCGAAAUUUUGGCAAUGUAUCCUAUAAAUCAGAUGUUUAUAGUUAUGGAAUGUUGCUCCUUGAAGUGGUUGGAGGGAGAAAAAUCACAGAUGUCACAGCAGAAAAUACUGAACAAGUUUACUACCCACAAUGGAUUUACAAUCUUUUAGAGAACAAUGAAGACAUACAAAUCCAUAUAGAGGGAGAGGAGGACACUAAAAUUGCAAGAAAACUAUCUAUUAUCGGACUUUGGUGCAUUCAAUGGCAUCCAGCAAAUCGUCCAACCAUGAAGAAUGUGGUUCAAAUGUUGGAAGGAGAUGAUGAAAAGCUAAUUUUGCCUCCUAAUCCUUUUGGGUCUACACAUGCAACCAGAACAAGCGUUGUUAAUGGAGCAAGGAGAUUGAAGCCAGAGUUAUCUGUCAUUUCUGAAAUAGAGUGAAGUUGAGAUGAUUGAUGUAUACUCUAACUAUUUGUGUAUUGUUUUUCUUACUUUGUUGUAUAAUGAGCUAGGUAAGGUGUAAGUCUGAGUUUAGAUUUGUUGCCAGUCUUUUGCUUGUUGUUGAUACAAGGUUCAAAAUAUGAUCAUACCCAGUUAGACAUGGAAAAUAUUCUACAAGGUUAUAAAUUAUAAUAAAGUCUCCAUGUUGUUCCCA